AUGACAGUAGUCCUGUCGUCACCCCCCCUCCCCCUUCUCUCUUUCCGAAAAAAUAACCAUGGCGGCCGGGGUACUCUACACUUAUCCGGAAAAUUUCCGCGCUUACAAGGCGUUGAUCGCCGCACAGUAUUCCGGAGUAGAUCUAAAAGUAGCUCCUAACUUUGUUUUUGGCGAAACUAACAAAUCAGAAGCUUUUCUGAAGAAGUUCCCCGCUGGAAAAGUGCCUGCAUAUGAAAGUGCCGAUGGAAAGGUCCUCCUGACUGAAAGCAAUGCCAUCGCUUACUACGUGUCGUCAGCGGCGCUGCGCGGCGCGGACGCGGCGUCGCAGGCGCGCGUGCUGCAGUGGAUGUCGUGGGCCGACAGCGAGCUGCUGCCCGCCUCCUGCGCCUGGGUGUUCCCUUACCUCGGCAUCAUGCCCUUCAACAAGCAGAACGUUGAGCGCGCGAAGAAUGACCUGCUAGCGGCGCUGCAGCAACUGGACGGGCACCUGCUGACGCGCACGUUCCUGGUGGGCGAGCGCGUGUCGCUGGCCGACGUCGUCGUGUUCGCCACGCUGCUGCACGCCUUCCAGCACGUGCUCGAGCCGAGCGUGCGCGCGUCACUAGGCAACGUGUCGCGCUGGUUCUCGACGCUGGCGCACCAGCCGGCCGUGACGCGCGUGCUGCCGCCAGCACCGCUGUGCGCCGCGCCGCCCGUCUACGACCCCAAGAAGUACGCAGAGAUCUCCAAGAAGGAUGGAGGCAAAAAAGACAAAAAGGCUGAGAAGAAAGAACAGAAACCACAGGAGCCCAAGAAGAAGGCGGAGGCGCCGCCCGCCGACGACCUCGAGCUCGACGAGAAGCCCAAGGAGUCCAAGGACCCCUUCGACUCCAUGCCCAAGGGAACAUUCAACAUGGACGACUUCAAACGCUGCUACUCCAACGAGGACGAGGCUAAGUCGAUCCCAUACUUCUGGGAGAAGUUCGACCCCGAGAACUACUCCAUCUGGUACGCCGAGUACAAGUACCCCGAGGAGCUCGCCAAGGUCUUCAUGAGCUGCAACCUCAUCACAGGCAUGUUCCAGCGGCUGGACAAGAUGCGCAAGCAGGCGUUCGCGUCGGUGUGCCUGUUCGGCGACGACAACAACUCCAGCAUUUCGGGAGUGUGGGUGUGGCGCGGACACGAUCUCGCCUUCCCGCUCUCGCCCGACUGGCAGAUCGACUACGAGUCGUACGAGUGGAAGAAGCUGGACCCGGCCAGCCCGGAGACCAAGCGGCUGGUGCAGGACUACUUCUCGUGGAGCGGCGCCGACAAGCAGGGCCGCAAGUUCAACCAGGGCAAGAUCUUCAAGUGAGCCGCCGCGAGCCCCGAACGACCAGUGUCUUAUUUAUGUGUAAAAUACGUUGCAUUUAUUUCGACACCCACGUCCAGGUCCAACCGUGAUCGAUAAUAUCUCAUUUCUACGAAGCCAGCUUGUAUUUAAAAAUAAAAUUGUUUUUAUUUAUA
Messenger RNA from Ostrinia nubilalis (European corn borer), 1485 nucleotides. RefSeq names its product elongation factor 1-gamma (gene eEF1gamma). Gene Ontology annotation, molecular function: translation elongation factor activity. NCBI's taxonomy places the organism in Eukaryota, Metazoa, Arthropoda, Insecta, Lepidoptera, Crambidae. Gene Ontology annotation, biological process: translational elongation. The coding region runs from base 59 to 1333 and encodes 424 amino acids. Gene Ontology annotation, cellular component: nucleus; cytoplasm. The record is from RefSeq and is a predicted model, not a curated record. The transcript has 10 exons.